AUGGCUUCCCGCUUCCAGCCGAACACACUCCCCCAGAUCACCCGCUCCUUCUCGGCUUCUGCCCGCCGUAGCUACGAGUUCAUUGAGGUAUCAGAGCCCCGGCCAGGCGUCGGACAAACCCUCAACGCCCUCUCCUCCCCCUUAAUCAGCGAACUCAACACCGCACUGCGCACCUUCCAAGCCUCGCCCACCAUCGCCGCGGUGGUGCUCACCGGCUCGGAGCGUGCCUUCGCCGCGGGGGCCGACAUCAAAGAGAUGGCGCCGCUGACCUUCAGCGGGGCGUACACGAACUCCUUCAUCGAGUCGUGGUCGGAGCUGACGACGGCGCUCAAAAAGCCCCUGGUGGCCGCCGUGUCGGGCCACGCGCUCGGCGGCGGCUGCGAGCUCGCCCUGAUGGCCGACGUCCUGUACUGCACGGCGACGGCCAACUUCGGGCAGCCCGAGAUCAAGCUGGGCACGAUCCCCGGCGCGGGCGGGAGCCAGCGCCUGACCCGUGCGGUGGGCAAGAGUAAGGCGAUGGAGCUGAUUCUGACGGGCAAGUCGUUUAGUGGCGAGGAGGCGGAGCGGUGGGGGGUGGCGGCCCGCGUGUUUCCGAGCUACGAGGCGCUGAUGGAGGGCGCGCUCACGACGGCGGAGACUAUCGCCGGGUACUCCAAGGUGGCGGUGCAGGCGGCGAAGGAGGUGGUGAAUAAGAGCCAGGACUUGCCGUUGCGGGAUGGGGUGGAGUAUGAGAGGCGGCUGUUCCAUGCGCUGUUUGGGAGCCAGGACCAGAAGAUUGGGAUGAAGGCGUUUGCGGAGAAGAAGAAGGCCGAGUGGAGCCACGAGUAG
Molecule: messenger RNA, 828 nt
Organism: Chaetomium globosum CBS 148.51
Lineage: Eukaryota; Fungi; Ascomycota; Sordariomycetes; Sordariales; Chaetomiaceae
Exons: 2
Coding region: 1-828 (275 amino acids)
Biological process (GO): fatty acid beta-oxidation
Cellular component (GO): mitochondrion
Molecular function (GO): enoyl-CoA hydratase activity
Source: RefSeq, a predicted model, not a curated record